AUGAUGUGCGAGGUGAUGCCGACCAUCAGCGAGGGGGACUCGGCCGGUCCCCCCAGAGGAGCCGGCGGGGUCCCGAACGGCUCCGAGCAGGAGGCCAACUUCGAGCAGCUGAUGGUCAACAUGCUGGACGAGAGGGACAAGCUACUCGAGUCCCUCAGGGAGACCCAGGAGACCCUUAUUCAGUCGCAGACUAAACUGCAGGGGGCGCUGCACGAGAGGGACGUGCUGCAGCGUCAGAUCAACGCGGCCCUGCCUCAGGAGUUCGCCACCCUUACCAAGGAGCUGAACAUAUGUCGAGAGCAGCUGCUGGAGAAAGAGGAGGAAAUAUCGGAGCUGAAAGCUGAAAGGAACAACACCAGGCUGCUUCUGGAACACCUGGAGUGUUUGGUGUCUCGUCACGAACGCAGUCUUAGGAUGACGGUUGUGAAGAGGCAGGCCCCCCCGCCAUCUGGAGUCUCCAGUGAAGUCGAGGUCCUCAAAGCCCUCAAGUCGUUGUUUGAACAUCACAAGGCGCUGGAUGAAAAGGUGCGUGAGAGGCUUCGCGUGGCCCUGGAGAGAGUAUCUACCCUUGAAGGACAGUUAUCAGCGACCACACAAGAGCUCAGCAUGGUGAGACAAAGGAAGGACGGUGACUCAGUGGAGCGGACCGACGGAUCCAAACCUCCAUGGAAGAGACUGCCUAACGGCUCCAUCGACGUUCAUGACGACGGCGGCCGUGCGUCCGAGCUUCAAGAGCUGCUGGACAGGACCAGCAAGGAACUGGCCCAGACUCGCGAGCACUCGGCCUCCCUCAACGGCCGCGUGGCCGAGCUGGAGGCCGAACUCGCCAGCGCGCGGCGGGAGCUGAGUCGUAGCGAGGAGCUGUCGAUCAAACAGCAGCGGGAGCAGCGAGAGAGAGAAGACAUGGAGGAAAGAAUAACAACGUUAGAAAAACGUUACCUUGCCGCCCAGCGAGAAACCACACACAUCCACGACCUCAAUGACAAGCUGGAGAACGAACUGGCAACCAAGGACUCCCUUCACAGACAGAGUGAAGAGAAGGUGCGACAGCUGCAGGAAAUGCUGGAGAUGGCCGAGCAGAGGUUGGCUCAAACCAUGAGGAAGGCUGAGACGCUGCCCGAGGUGGAGGCUGAGCUGGCGCAGCGAGUGGCAGCGCUGUCCAAGGCUGAGGAGCGCCACGGCAACGUGGAGGAGCGCCUUCGACAGCUGGAGUCUCAACUGGAGGAGAAGAACCAAGAACUAGGAAGGGCUCGUCAACGGGAGAAAAUGAACGAAGAGCACAACAAGCGUUUAUCCGAUACGGUGGACCGUCUCCUCACCGAGUCCAAUGAACGGCUGCAACUCCAUUUGAAAGAACGCAUGGCUGCGUUGGAGGACAAGAACUCUCUGAUUCAAGAUCUGGAGAACUGUCAGAAACAGCUGGAAGAGUUUCACCACACACGGGAACGUCUGAUUGGCGAGAUCGAGAAACUGAGGAACGAGAUUGACCAUUUGAAACGUCGCAGCGGAGCAUUCGGAGAUGGAAGUUCGAGUCAUCCUCGGUCUCAUUUGGGCAGUGCAAGCGACCUUCGCUUCUCUGUGGUGGAGGGCCAAGAUGGCCACUACAGCACAACGGUGAUCAGGAGAGCACAAAAGGGCAGACUCUCGGCACUACGAGACGAUCCAAACAAGGUUUGCGGCAUGUUCGAACAGGACUACCCUUCGCUGCGAGGGAGCGUCGGCCACCUCCUUGGCAGCGACGUCGAGGCCGAGUCCGACCUGGACGACGACGUUAGCUCGGCCGUGCUCUCGCCGAGCGGCCAGUCGGACGCUCAGACUCUCGCGCUGAUGCUGCAGGAGCAGCUCGACGCUAUCAAUGAAGAGAUAAGGAUGAUCCAGGUGGAGAGAGAGUCAGCCGACCUGCGUUCGGAUGAGCUCGAGUCCCGCAUGAACAGUGGGAGCAUGGACGGACUCAACGUGACGCUUCGACCGCGGGCGCUGCCCAUGUCGGCCACGGCCCAGUCCUUGGCGUCGUCCUCCUCGCCGCCAAACAGCGGCCACUCCACGCCUAAACACCAUUCGCGCAACACAAGUCACCAUCUCGGCAUCAUGACUCUGCCAAGUGACUUGAGGAAACACCGGAGGAAAGUAGCAUCUCCGGUGGAGGUGGACAAGGCGACAAUCAAGUGUGAGACAUCGCCUCCUUCCUCGCCCCGCAGCUUACGUCUAGAAACCAAUUUUGCCCAGUUCACGGGCAGUCUGGAGGAUGGACGAGGGAAGCAGAAGAAAGGUAUUAAGUCAUCGAUUGGCCGGUUGUUUGGCAAGAAGGAGAAGGGUGGGCGUAUGGAGCCAACAAGGGAGUUUGCCAGGGAUGGACCACAGCUAGCAGCGCUAACAGACUUUGACAUGGCUGUUGGAGACACUAUGACUCUGGGAAAGCUGGGCACCCAAGCCGAGAGGGAUCGCAGGAUGAAGAAAAAACAUGAACUCUUGGAAGACGCCAGGAAAAGAGGUUUACCAUUUGCCCAGUGGGACGGCCCAACAGUUGUUUCCUGGCUCGAGCUGUGGGUGGGCAUGCCAGCUUGGUACGUGGCGGCGUGUCGCGCUAACGUGAAGAGCGGCGCCAUCAUGUCCGCUCUGUCGGAUACGGAGAUCCAGAGGGAGAUCGGCAUCAGUAACCCACUGCAUCGACUUAAACUGCGCUUGGCCAUCCAAGAGAUGGUCUCCCUCACAAGCCCUUCUGCACCGCUCACCUCCAGAACGUCCUCCGGAAAUGUGUGGGUGACUCACGAAGAGAUGGAGAACCUGGCUUCGUCCACCAAAGCGGCCAAUGAGGAGGGCAGCUGGGCGCAGACGUUGGCAUACGGAGACAUGAAUCACGAGUGGAUCGGGAACGAGUGGUUGCCCAGCCUCGGCCUGCCUCAGUACCGCUCCUAUUUCAUGGAGUGUCUGGUGGAUGCCCGCAUGCUGGACCACCUGACCAAAAAGGACCUGAGGAGCCACCUCAAGAUGGUGGACAGCUUCCACAGGGCGAGUCUUCAGUAUGGGAUCAUGUGCUUGAAGAGACUCAAUUACGACAGGAAAGAAUUAGAGCGCCGGAGAGAGGACAGUCAACAUGACAUGAAAGAUGUGUUGGUGUGGACCAACGAACAAGUGAUCCACUGGGUCCAGUCCAUCGGUUUAAGGGAGUACAGCGGCAACCUCUUGGAGAGCGGCAUUCACGGGGCGCUGGUCUCUCUGGAUGAGACCUUUGACUACAGCAGCCUGGCCCUCAUCCUGCAGAUCCCCAUGCAGAACACACAGGCCCGGCAGGUUCUGGACCGGGAGUUUAACAACCUGUUAGCCUUGGGAACGGACCGACGGCUCGAGGAGAGCGGAGACGACAAGUCUUUCCGCCGUUCUCCGUCGUGGCGAAAGAGGUUCCGGGCCCGAGAGGGAGGGGCGGGGCUGGGGAUGAUGGCCGGCUCCAUGGAAACGCUGCCCGCCGGCUUCCGCAUGCCCUCCAUGUCCAUGCCGCCUUCUAUGAAUCUCAUGCCCAAGAAGCAGCUCCAGCCUGAAGCUCCGCCCCCAGCAUCACCGAGGCUCGACCCCUCUACGGUGCGGACCUACUCAUGCUAA
Molecule: messenger RNA, 3597 nt
Organism: Nerophis lumbriciformis (worm pipefish)
Lineage: Eukaryota; Metazoa; Chordata; Actinopteri; Syngnathiformes; Syngnathidae
Source: RefSeq, a predicted model, not a curated record